UGGAAAAGCUACCUGUCAUCCUUGGCCCUUUUUGUUAUUGAAUGGACUGAAUGUCAAGAAAACAUUACGGUAGAAUAUUAUAAACAAAAACAUACCGGGUUUCGUGGCUUAUUUUGAUCCAUAUCAUAGCUAUGGAUGACGUUGCUACAUUGAAGAACGAGAAUGCCAAUUUGCGCAAAAUUCAGGCGAGGCUGCUGCAAUGGGAACAGAAGGACAACCCUUUGGCGCCGCUGAGUUCGACUCAAAAUGAGUUUAUUAACCAACUAGCAGAAACUCUUGGUGCAACAACAAUGAAAACCAGUCUUGAGUUUAAUGAAGUGGGAUUUGAAGUGAAAUCAUCGCUUGAUGACUUCAAAAACUCGACGAGUACAAUUGACUCCACCCAAGAUUUUUUGUCAUGGUAUAAUGCAGUAGACGGUGAAAUCUUGAGACAUUUCGAUGAUGUUUAUCUGGAUUACUACGACCAACUGGAAGCGCGGUCGAUCGAGUGCGACAAACUGCUCGAGGAGAUAGAUUCGUUGUUGGACGCACUAAAGAAGCUCACCAACGAGUACAAUUUUGUGUCGGAGAAAACAUCCUCGUUGCAUCAGGCUAGCGAAAAUCUUCUUCAGGAUCAGAACAAAUUGAACGAGAUCGGGAAGGAUAUUCGGAAGCGAUUGAAGUACUUCACCCAAGCGGAAAGUAUAUUCCAGCGGUUGCAAAAUCCGACCUUUUCCGUUUCGAACGAUACGUUCGUUGAUAUUUUGAACACAAUCGACGAUUGUUUGGAAUAUAUGCGCGUUAAUCCUAGCUUCAGUGAAGCCACUGCAUACACAACUAAAUAUCGCAACUGUCUAUCGAAGGCGACUCAAAUGAUGACGAACUACGUUAUCAAUAUAUUGGCGAAUGCGACCGCGCAAAUUAUGUUACCGCGGACGGUUGGCUCUAAGGAACCGGUUGGGCAGGGUUCGGAUGCGGCGUUCGCAUUAUUUUAUGGGAAAUUUCAGGCUUCAGCCCCUAAAGUCAAACGAAUAACGGCCACAAUCGAGAGUCGCCUGGAUCGCAGUGUGGAAUAUGAGCAACUGCUAGCCACAUUACAUCAGCAUUUUUUGGCACAGCGAGCUACGAUUGUGAGUUCCGACGUCGAACAAGCGAUUCGGGACCUCAGCAAGAAGCAUAAAGAUGAUCACUGUGCAUUGGUUCGAUCGGCGUGUGCUUUCAUGGUGCACGUUUGUCAGGAUGAGCAUCGGUUGUUUUAUCAAUUCUUCACCAAGCCAAGCGUGCAGCUCACAGCAUAUAUGGAGGGACUGUGUACCAUUCUGUACGACACGUUGCGGCCAUUUAUCAUUCGAAUCGAUCAUCUCGAGACACUGGCCGAAAUCUGCAGUAUUCUGCGAGUGGAAAUGCUAGACGAGCAUGUGAACUACAAUCCGGAACCCCUCGAGGCUUUCGCGAAGAUCGUCUAUCAGUUGCUUCAGGACGUCCAGGAGCGUAUCGGUUUCCGAGCGCAGAGCUACUUGGAAUCGGACAUCCUGAACUAUCGUCCUUCGGCGGGUGAUCUUGCCUACCCCGAGAAGCUGGAAAUGAUGGAGAGCAUUGCGCUUUCGCUGCAAGAAAACUUCCUGAGGCGGGCCGACUCGCGCAGUUCGAUUGUUUCAAUGGCCUCCUUGGCUUCCCAAGAGGUGGAAAGUAUCAACCAGCAAGCCGAGUUGGUAGCUAAAUCCCGAGCUGGCAAUUCCCCGGCUGACUUGCACGGAAUGUGGUACCCCACAGUGCGCAGAACACUGGUGUGUCUAUCACGGUUAUAUCGCUGUAUCGAUAGGGUGAUUUUUCAAAGUCUGUCCCAGCAGGCAUUAACGUAUUGCAUUCAAAGUGUUUCCAGUGCCGCCGCCCAGAUUAGUCAAAAGAAAAACAGUAUCGACGGGGCGCUGUUUGAAAUUAAGCAUCUGCUUAUUUUGCGAGAGCAAAUUGCGCCCUUUCGGGUGGAUUUCACUGUUAAAGAAACUAGUUUGGAUUUCAGCAAAGUGAAAACCGCUGCCUUCGAGUUGCUACAGAAGAGGAAGCAACUUUUCGCGCUUGGCUCUAAUAAUGCGCUGUUGGAGUUUCUGCUUGAUGGAACUCCACAGGUUAGAGAACAAUUGUUGGAUUCGCGAAAAGACGUUGAUCGUCAGUUAAAGACCGUUUGCGAAAUAUUCAUCAGGGACGCUACUCGACAGCUGGUGGGUCCCAUUCUGACCUUUAUCGACACGGCCCAGAACCAUUUGAAGCAAAGUACCGUUUCCGGUUCAGAUGGAGCGAAACAGCAGCAAGGUCUGGCACUAAGAAUGGCACCUUUCGCCGCUCCGCAGCAAAUCAGCUCCAUCAUUCAGGAAAGUAUACGGAAUAUCAAAACGAAACUUGGUGGGCUGCAGCGGUCGAUGCAGCUCUAUUUGGCUAACAAGGACACGGAGUUCAUUCUGUUCCGGCCAAUAAGGAACAAUAUAAUUGGGUCAUUCGUUAAGCUGGAACAACUCCUAACGACCAAUUCCUUUAGCAAGGAUGAUCUAAUAAUCGUAAGCUGCCCAUCGGCCGAACAGAUAUCAGUAUUGCUUUCCAAUGUUAAUUUGAGUGGUUCUGGUGAAGCUGUCGGGAAAACACUGGAUGCUCAACGUAAAACUAGUUCCUCUUCGAUGAGUAGUGGAGGAGCAGCUCCGAUUAAACCUCAAGUGGAGAAAAAAGUAAGUUUUGACAGUGAAGCCAACACAAUUGUGCAAAUAGAUUCAGCAUCCGAGGAGGGUGGCACGAGUGAAGCUACCGUAGUCGAAAAUUGAAAUGAAAACUUGUUAUUAUCAGACAUACGCAAUUAUAAAAUAAAUAUUUUGUUA
Toxorhynchites rutilus septentrionalis is the source of this 2843-nucleotide messenger RNA. RefSeq names its product conserved oligomeric Golgi complex subunit 3 (gene Cog3). The record is from RefSeq and is a predicted model, not a curated record. The coding region runs from base 132 to 2789 and encodes 885 amino acids. NCBI's taxonomy places the organism in Eukaryota, Metazoa, Arthropoda, Insecta, Diptera, Culicidae. Gene Ontology annotation, cellular component: COG complex; cis-Golgi network; membrane. Gene Ontology annotation, biological process: intra-Golgi vesicle-mediated transport; Golgi organization; intracellular protein transport. The transcript has 8 exons.